Messenger RNA from Astyanax mexicanus (Mexican tetra), 5065 nucleotides. It is a transcript of the gene cntn3a.2, whose product is annotated as contactin 3a, tandem duplicate 2. Gene Ontology annotation, molecular function: protein binding. The transcript is spliced from 23 exons. The record is from RefSeq and is a predicted model, not a curated record. Lineage: Eukaryota; Metazoa; Chordata; Actinopteri; Characiformes; Acestrorhamphidae. The coding region runs from base 784 to 3855 and encodes 1023 amino acids.
AUAUUCCUUCUUUAACCUAUUUAGCCUACUUCUCGAAGGUUCUGGUCAGCUGGUGGCGCCGUUGCUUGUCGUUUUCUCUCUAUCUCUCUCUCUCUCUUUCUCGCUCUCUCUUUCCCCCUCUCUUGCUCGUCUUCAGGUUGACUCGACCCUCAGAAUGUAAAUCCCGGCGCACACAACGUCUCCUUCUGUCUCUAUGGCCAAGGCUCCAGCGGCGACAGCUCGGUGACACACGGGGAGGAGGAGGAGGCGGCGGAGGGGGCUGGGUCCGUUUCCUCAGCGGUGACCGACCGCAGCCUCGGUAUUGGGGUACAAUAACCGCUAACCUACCUUCGACAUUCACUGGAGCCGGGGAGCGUUUAUUUAGGCGGCGAGGAACCCAGAGGAGGGGGAAAGGAGGGGGCGUUUUUUUCUGGUGCCCCCUCACACCUAACUACACCUCGCUAUAGCUUCUUGCCUCCUGGCUUGGUGAACCAACCCAACACAUCCCCGGCUUUUCGUCUCUCUGCCCUCCCUCCACGCUGUGCUCCCUCUAUCUCUCUCUCUUUUUUAGGAGCCUCGGGGAAAUGAAAUGCUUGUGACUAUACACCAGUGACGAGCUACACCAUGUCAGCCUCACUCAGCGUCCUCUCUCGCCUGUGGAGCACAGACUGAAGACCACUCGGACCGAGGAAGAGGAGGAGAGAAGACCGCGUUAGUUAGGUCGAGCUGUUAUUUCUCUGCAAGCAUCUGUUCAUUUACGACCUACUGGAUGCUGGAAGUCUCGUUCGCCUCUGGCAGCUGAAGAUGAGGUUACUAUGGAAACAGUUUUUGCUGCUAUCAAUCAUGGAGUAUCUUACAGAAUGUUUGGAUUAUAAAUCAUUCCAUGGGCCUAAAUGGCGGAUGGAGCCCAGCGAUUUGAUGGUGCCGGUAGAUUUACCUGAAGAAGAGGCCACGCUCACCUGUGAUGCUAAAGGCCUUCCUGCUCCUCAGUACAGGUGGUCGCUGAACGGCACACUGAUUGAUCUCAGGGCCGACCCUCGCCGUCGGCUGUCUGGGGGGAACCUGGUCAUUAGGAGUCUGGAUCGGGCCCAGGACGCGGGAAUCUACCAGUGCACUGCCUUCAACCCUCUGGGAGCCAUCCUCAGCAGGAGAGCCAGCCUCCAGUUUGCAUACUUGAAUUUCAAAACUCAGACGAGAAGUGCUGUGUCGGUGCGUGAAGGCCAAGGAGUGGUUUUACUAUGUGGUACGCCUGCAUACGCAGGAGAUCUGUCCUUCGCCUGGGUUUUCAACGAGUACCCGUACUUUGUUCAGCAAGACAACAGACGCUUCGUCUCUCAGGAGACUGGGAACCUCUACAUCGCGAAAGUGGAGCCAUCAGAUGUGGGGAACUACACCUGUGUGGUGGUGAACCGCAUCACGAAAGGCAAAGUGCUCAGCUCUCCUACCCCUCUGGUGCUGAGAACAGACGGAGCAAUGGGUGAAUACGAGCCCAAAAUAGAAGUUCAUUUCCCCGACACGGUUCCAGCUGCCAAAGGAUCCGUUGUGACGCUGGAGUGCUUCGCUUUGGGGAAUCCAGUUCCUGAGAUAACGUGGAGAAGGGCUAACGGGGUGCCGUUUCCCAGCAAAGUGAAGAUGAAAAACUCCAAUGUUGUUCUGGAGAUUCCCAGCUUCCAGCAAGAGGAUGCGGGAGGUUAUGAGUGUGUGGCAGAGAACAAGAUGGGCAAGAACACGGUGAAAGGAAGACUUUCCUUCCAUGCCAAACCUCAGUGGGUGCAGACCAUGAAGGACAGUGCCUUGUCGAUCGAGGAGAGGCUGUUUUGGGAAUGUAAAGCCAAUGGAAAGCCCAAACCUUCAUACAGCUGGCUCAGGAAUGGAGAGCUGCUCACCACAGAGGACAGGAUUCAGAUAGAUAGUGGAGCUCUUACCAUUGCCUCAGUCAACCUGUCUGAUGCUGGCAUGUAUCAGUGUGUGGCUGAGAACAAGCAUGGCAUCAUUUAUUUUAGUGCCGAGCUGGUGGUGCUGGCUUCACCGCCAGACUUCUCCAGGAACCCGCUGCGAGGGCUGCUCAAAGCCAAGACGGGCAGCGCGGUGAGCAUGGCGUGCAAACCCCAGGCUUAUCCCGCUGCCAUCAGCACCUGGAGGAAAGGCAGUGAAGUGCUGCAGCAGAGCAGCGAGAGAGUAAGUCUUCUCCCUGAUGGAACGCUGAGAAUCGUAAAUGUGACCAAGACGGAUGGAGGGAUCUACACAUGCUUGGCCAGAAACCAGUUUGGGACAGCGAGCACCACUGGAAGACUGCUCGUCACAGAUCCCACAAGGUUCACCCAGGGUCCGGUGGACAUGGAGAUCAUAGUGGGGGAGAGCAUUGUGCUGCCGUGUCAGAUUGCGUGUGACCCUGCUCUGGACGUGUCCUUCUCCUGGGCGUUCAACGGACAGAUCCUCAACAAACUGGAUCCGCACUAUGAGCAUGUCGGUGGGAGUACAGCUGGAGAUCUAAUGAUACGAAACAUUCAGCUGAAGCAUGCUGGGAAAUACGUCUGCGUCGUCGACACGGACGUGGAGAGUCUGUCUGUGGCUGCCAUCCUGAUUGUAAAAGGUCCCCCCGGAGCUCCAGACGGCGUAACUGUGGAGGAGAUCACGGACAGCACGGCCCAGCUCUCCUGGAGGCCGGGCCAGGACAACGGCAGCCCCAUCAUCAGCUACAUCAUCCAGACCAAGACGGCUUUCACCGUGGGCUGGCAGGCGGUGAACACGGUCCCUGAGGUGAUUGACGGGAACACGUUGACGGCUACGGUGGUGGACCUGAACGCGUGGGUGGAGUACGAGUUCCGCGUGCUGGCCAGAAACAGCGUCGGCGUAGGGGAGCCAAGCCCGUCCUCGCUCAAGACCCGAACUGAGGAUUCCGUUCCCGAUACAGCGCCGGCUAAUGUCGGAGGUGGGGGAGGCUCCAAGUCGGAGUUGGUAAUAACAUGGGAGCCCGUGCCCGAGGAACUGCAGAACGGAGACGGCUUCGGCUACAUCAUCGCCCUGCGCCCGCUGGGAGAGCUCACCUGGACCCACGCCGUCACUUCCGCCCCGGGCCGCUACGUCUACCGGAACGAGAGCAUUCCGGCCUUCUCUCCGUUUAACGUGAAAGUGGGCGCCUAUAACGCGAAAGGCCAGGGGCCCUUCAGCCCCGUAACCACAGUGUUUUCUGCAGAGGAGGAGCCCAGUGGAGUGCCGGGGGGCGUGUGGGCUCAGAGUAUUUCUGCCUCUGAAUUUGAAGUGAGCUGGCAGACACUCUCUGACUCUCCUGAAAGAGUUUUGGGCUACGAGGUGGUGUACUGGGAGGAUGAUACGAAGCCGGAGACCAUGGGGAAGGUACGUGUGUCUGCGAAUCAGUACACGGUGAACAUCAGCGGCCUGAAGGGAUACACUCAGUAUUUCUUAACAGUCAGCGCCUUCAACACGGCAGGCACAGGACCUCGCACCCCCACCAUUAACGUCACCACCAGGAAAUCUCCACCAGGACAGCCACCUCUGAAUGUGGAGUGGAACCUGAUUGGCUCGAAGCUGACUGUCCACUGGGACCCUGUUGUUACCAUGGAGAUGGAGUCUGAGGUCACCGGGUAUCAGGUGUCUUACAGGAGAAACCGACACAAAGAGAUAAACCUCGUGACCACUAACCUGACUUCAGUGGAGAUCCUCCUCCCUGCUGAUGAUGAUUAUAUCAUCCAGAUCUGUGCUCUGAGUGAGGGUGGAGAAGGCAUCCCUACCGAGCCCAUCAACAUUCAUAAACUAAGUAUGAGUGUACGGGGGUCCAGAGCGUGGCGACCAGCCAGCAUUCCUCUCACCGUGCUUUUCAUCAUCGCAUUUACUGCCAUGAGGCCGUCGCUGUGAGAGCAUUCGUUUGGCCUGACAGACUGACACUACUUAGGCGCUUCUCUUUGUCUUUAUCAGUGUCCUCAUCGUCUGCUCUUCCUUCCUUUAACAUCGCGGGGAGACGAGACGUGCACCGGGACGUUAUGGGUUUUUUUUUUGUUUCAGCUUCUUCUUUGACGCAAGAUUGUUGUUCUUAACCACGCUGUUGAGAAGUCGGUCGGGAGACGCCGGCGGGAAGACGACAGGCUCGGAGUAAUUGGGUUUCGUGUGCAUGUUAUGUACAGUGUAUCAUUGUCUCGCGGCAAGGGACGAAGAGAAUGAACAGGUUCUGGGUUUUGUCCUCUUCUUUUUUUCAUAUUGUACGGGGGAUGUCAUGACUUUGUGUGCACUACUUUCCCCACAGGUCUCCGCGACCGUCGAGGAGAGCGAAAAUGCCUUACUUCCAUGUACAUGCCAAAGUAGUAGAUGUCCUUCUCAUGUGCUUCUCUGCUCUUGUUGCUAAGCUACCGUUUGUCCAAACGUCUGCUUUUUAUUCCUUUUUGAUAUGAAAUCUUGAUGUUAUUCAGUGUUUUUGUAGGGUAUUAUUACAUAUCAUUGAUGUUGGGCAGCCUCAGCGUACUCAUUUACGGAAGAUGAUUUGUCGCUGUGCCUUUUCGAUACAGUAGCUACAUAUCGAUUUCAUUCAUCUCGCAUCAUGAAGCCUUUAGUAUUCAGACUGGCGGGAGCAUUUCAUUGUUGCUGGAGAGGAUCUGUAAUAGCGGCGUGCAUUAUGAAGCCCGUUUGACGUGGGUUAUGCGGCGGAAAGGGUUGUGGUUAUGCAUUGUGAACGCUGUAAUUGGGUUUCAUCAAAAUAUGUAAGUGUAACUUACUUGCAGUUAGUUAUUUGCUUAUUUGUUGUCGUUUCUAUGGAAGGCAGUGAAGCAUCAUUAUGCGCAUUAUGAGCUGGAAAUAUGUACUUGUUGUCAAAGAAAUAGGUGCACCCAGAAGGAAGGAAUGAACAGAUAAGAUUAAGUAUUGGUGGAGAUAACCAAUGAUUCCUUAUGUGUGUGGAAGAACUGUAGUCAGUUGUUGUUGUUGUUCCUAAUAACUUAUCUUAUCAUAUCUUCUUUAUAAACAGCAUUAUAUUGUAUUUUUCAGACUAUAAGGCGCACUUAGAAUCUUUUAAUUUUCCUUAUAAUCCGGUUCACCUUAAGUGUGAAUUCUUCCAGUCAUGUAUUAAGCAGAAGUA